AUGAUUGUGCAGCAUCCGGACGUGUCUCUUUUUGGACUAAAAGUUCAGAUUGCAGAGAAUUUGUUCUCUCAGUGGCUUUCGCUUCCAGACACUUGUCGAUUGGUGAAAUCUUUGAUUGAUGAUGCAAAGGCAGGGAUUCCCAUUACUGCUUCUGGGAACUCUUUUAAUGCUAACGUUUUUGGGAACAAUGCUGUGCCUUCCAUGUUUUCUGCUGGCAGCACACCUCCACUCUCACCAAGAAGUUCAUCUGGGUCGCCUCGCACAUCAAAGCAAAGAACCAGCCCUUCAUCUUUAGGUUCUCCAUUAAAAUUAGUUAGUGAACCAGUGCGAGAAGUCAUACCUCAGUUUUAUUUCCAAAAUGGGCGUCCACCCACGAAGGAACUGAAGGAACAUUGCCUUUCUAGAAUUAAUUACCUGUUUAAUAAUCCUUUAAAUGGGUUGCAAAUAGAUGGUAAUAUUUACAGUGUUUUAAUACUGAUGUUACAUGUCAUAAUUCUUUGUGGUGAUUUCCCAGCUGAAACUGUAAUCUACAGAAUAUUUUAUUACAUGAAUAGAUCAGGAAAUGGCCGUCUUACUCUCAGGGAGCUGAAACGUGGGAACCUUAUUGCUGCAAUGCAACAUGCUGAAGAGGAAGAGGACAUCAACAAAGUUCUUAGGUACUUCUCCUAUGAGCAUUUCUAUGUUAUAUACUGCAAGUUUUGGGAGCUUGAUACCGAUCAUGACUUUUUGAUUGAUAAAGAGAACCUCGUCAGAUAUGGUAAUCAUGCCCUUACCUAUAGGAUUGUUGACAGAAUAUUCUCACAGAUUCCAAGGAAGUUUACCAGCGGAGUUGAAGGGAAAAUGGGUUAUGAAGAUUUUGUGUACUUCAUGCUAUCAGAGGAGGACAAAUCAUCUGAGCCCAGUCUCGAAUACUGGUUUAAGUGCAUUGAUUUGGAUGGAAAUGGGGUGAUUACAUCAAAUGAAAUGCAAUUCUUCUACGAAGAGCAGGUUCAUCGUAUGGAAUGCAUGGCCCAAGAACCUGUCUUAUUUGAAGAUAUACUGUGUCAAAUAAUUGACAUGAUUGCACCAGAGAGGGAAGACUAUAUCACACUACGUGAUCUGAAAGGAUCCAAGCUAUCAGGAAAUGUUUUUAAUAUUCUUUUCAACCUCAAUAAGUUUAUGGCAUUUGAAACUCGUGACCCAUUUCUCAUCCGCCAGGAACGUGAGGAUCCAACUUUGACGGAGUGGGACCGCUUUGCACACAGAGAAUAUAUUAGGCUGUCCAUGGAAGAAGAUGUGGAAGAUCUCUCAAAUGGAAGUGCAGAGGUUUGGGAUGAAUCAUUGGAAGCUCCUUUUUAGUUGAUUGAGCAAUCCAUAAAAGGGCACUCUGUUCUUCCCCCAGUUUUGGGCAUGGCAUGAUAAGAACUGGUUACUUGGCAAAAGAUAGAUUGAAACUCACUGGUAGAUGAGAUCCUUAUUGGCAAUGAAUUCCAAGCAUGAUCAUGUUUUCAGUAGGCAAUUAUUUUGGCAAUAGAUUGCCUUGUUGCGUUAAAUUCAUUUUCAGGAGUCCUAGGCAAAAUUCUGAGGAAUGGCCAAUUACUUGGCAUAGGAGUGAAGAGUAUUGCUAGUUGCUCUGCUCAAAGAGAAAGAUGUUGGCUGGUAGGUGCUUUAUUACCAUCCAGGUAAUCGGUAAACCCUCUACAGUAGCUGAAUAUUUACCGAAAGUCAGCUUCUUCUCUGUUUGUAGAAUUCUUGCUUCUGCAUGCCUUUGCUUUAUAUGCCAAAGGUCGGCAUGACUGUCCCGGGGUUUGUUCAGUGGUCGGAUGCUGUCAUAGUUGCUGUCCUUUCAGUUUUUCUGUCUAGUUUCUAUGUGCUUAAUAUGUUCUUUUAUUGGAUUUAUUAGGGAAAAAGAUGAAACUGUGAGGAAAAAAAAUAGUAUAAGUGUAGUAAUUUACAGGUCCAAUAAGAGUUUUGUUCAUAAGUCGCUCUUUUCAUCUCAAGUCUCUGUUCCUUUGAACCCGGGCUCAAGUUGAGCAUGCCUUUGGGCUGAUUCCAUGAUCAACUCAUAGCUGAAUAUGCCAUAGUUGAAGUCUCUUGUUCUGAA
This is a messenger RNA of Carica papaya (papaya), 2083 nucleotides long. The record is from RefSeq and is a predicted model, not a curated record. NCBI's taxonomy places the organism in Eukaryota, Viridiplantae, Streptophyta, Magnoliopsida, Brassicales, Caricaceae.